Messenger RNA from Brienomyrus brachyistius, 3462 nucleotides. RefSeq lists its product as uncharacterized. The record is from RefSeq and is a predicted model, not a curated record. The coding region runs from base 784 to 2142 and encodes 452 amino acids. The transcript is spliced from 2 exons. Lineage: Eukaryota; Metazoa; Chordata; Actinopteri; Osteoglossiformes; Mormyridae.
GGGGCUAGGCCGCGUGCUAACCUUUGUCACACUGAGAAUGGGGAACUAACUGGAACUGGAACAUAGGCAGGACAAAAAGGGGGGCUCCGGCCCUCCUCGAAGUGCAAGUAAAUUUAGAAAAGCAGAAGGUACAUUGACAGGGUCGCGGUGACAUUAAGCUUACGCUUGACAUGCGGGGACAUAACAAGGGAGGGGGUCGCUGACGCUGCUUAAUUGCAACAUAAUAAGAUAAGAUAAAAGGGAACGGGUGUGGGGACUAACACUAGCAGUUACAAAACAAUAGUUGCAUGUUACGCUAACUGGAGAGUCAACAACAAGAACGGCAAACGCCCUGUUUGGGUUAUAAAAACCAGACCCUGACAAAAGAUAUUGAGCUACUCUUGGUUCAGGAAACGAGACCAGGGGCCCAGCCAGCCAAGCCACAUACAGCGGAGUGGGUCCUUCUGAAGGUCAUCAAAAGGAAGUGGUCAGAGCCCAGGUGGACCGGCCCCUUCCAAGUCACGGAACGGACGUCUCACGCAGUGCGGCUGAAAGGCAAAGGUGAAACCUGGUACCAUUGGAGCCAGUGCGCAGCGGUAGCAGAGCCCAGCAGAUCACUCGCCGAGAUCCAGGAGGACCUCGCCGACAGCGCAAAGCAACCCGGUUCGGCUGAACCGGCAGUAACUCAGGUCCCAGCAGUAGGGGCAGAAUAAUCCCCUGACCUGAGGCAACCAGCAGGGUAGUCCACCCCUGACUGAAAGAAGACGACUACACCUCAUCCACCAGAGAAAGAUCGGGACCAGGAUGACGAUGAUCAAGAUAAAAAGGGGGACUUUGGGGGGAAAACAAGUAAUGUGUGUGAUAUAUAUCCUUACUAACCCGCUGAUGUUAAUGCUCAUGCUCUCUUCCACUGCCCAGGCUCUCCCGUGGGGAACACCGACCAGGUGCGAGGAUAAGUGGGGGGGGCUACUGUUGCGAUACACGAAAGGGACCCCCACCACGUUCCUGUUUGACCUUUGUGACGUGAUUGACUGUGGGGGCCAAAAUGCCUCCUACAGGGGGUAUGACGUAUGGUUGUGCGAUUCCCAAAGGUUCAAUGAGGCGUGUCAGGAGGGGUGGAGUAGCUUGGAGUCCAUUUGUGCCUGGUGGGAACAGGUGGCCAAGUACACGGGACCAUGGGUACCCACCGGACCUAUCCAGUACGCAGACUGGUGGAGGAACGUGUCCUUCUCUAGAGAAGGGUACACCGGGCAUUCCGGGUUGAACCCACUGGCCCUUUCAUUGGGGAAUUACCAGUCUGGCUCGGAUGGGGCCGACAUGCUGUAUGUCCUCCUAGGGGUGGACCAGUCAGGGCGAGACCCUUUUGGGGUGCUCUGGAUCCAGUUCAUUGACCCGCCUCCCCCGGACAGACAGCCUGACACCCCCAGGGACAGGGUUCUGCCUGUUGUGCCUUUCCGGCCCAAAAAUGACUCCAGGGUGUUACAGGUGAACUAUAACCGGCUGAAUCCCCGAGAUGUUAUCGAGCUAGCAACCGGAUAUACGGAUAGGAACAUCUGGUUAGACUGGUUAGAGCAGACCGCCAGAGAACAGUGUAUGGAGGGCUGCGUGGCCUGUGCAGCUGCCAGGCCCCAACUAUUUACCGAACCUGCCCCAUUCCAUCUAUCAGACCCUUGGGGAUAUAGCUGUAUGCUUGCCCUGACCAGGGAGGUUAAUCCUUUGGGGUGUGAUGCUCUGGCCGCCCUCUAUCCGCCUAUCGAUCCCCGAACCAGACCAGGGCCCUUCACACCCCAGAAGGCUGGGGGCCGGUACCUCUGCUUCAACUUCACAGGCACAGGGCCCCACGUCGGUGACAUCCCUACUGAUUGGUGCAUGUGCAUCCAACAGGAUGGAUCAGGCCAGAUCGGGCAUGUAGCCCGGGCAGGGCUAUUCUGGUACUGCGGACAAGACAAACUCCGAGUUCGGAUGUCGUUUAGCGGGGUGGGAUUGUGCGCCAUGGUAAGGCUGGGGGCCCCUCUGACUCUGAUAGGGGAACGGUCACCUAGAGAGGUGAAGGUAGAGGGGACCCCCGGCCGGGAAAAACGGGGCGCUCACCAUUUCGACCUGACUGUAAAUUCCGUGACAUACAUAGAUGCCAUCGGGGUCCCGAGGGGUGUCCCAGACUAAUUUAAACUGGCCAACCAAAUCGCGGCCGGAUUUGAGAACCUCCCGAUUUUUUCAGCUGUUUUUCCCAUAACCCCAAACAAGAACGUGGACCGCAUCAAUUAUGUGCAUUACAAUGUGCUUCGUCUCUCCAAUCUGACACGUGACGCAGUCGAGGGGUUAGCGGAACAGCUGGGCCCGACCUCCCUGAUGGCCGUACAGAACAGACUUGCACUGGACAUGGUGCUGGCGGAGAAAGGCGGUGUUUGUGCCAUGUUUGGGGACGUCUGUUGCACUUUCAUCCCCAAUAAUACGGCCCCGGACGGGUCUGUCACCAGGGCACUGGAGGGUCUCCGCACCCUCUCUUACACCCUACAUGAGCAGUCUGGUAUCGUGCACGUGUGGGAGGACUGGAUCGCCUCUAAGUUCGGGCAGUGGAAGGGACUAAUCGCUUCGCUACUUAUAUCAAUCGCUACGUUUCUCGCAAUAACCGUUACCUGUGGAUGUUGUUGUAUUCCCUGCCUGCGGGCUCUCGCUGUCAGACUGAUCACCACCGCCAUAGAGAAAAAGGCUGAGGAACCCCCUGACACGUAUGUGCCCAUGAUGCCUCUGCUACCGAUUAAAGAGGUGGGGGAGUUUGAGGAGGGGGUCAUCGGCCUGUCUCUGGUUAGUCUGGAGCGCCCUCUGUAAGUAGUGAUCUCCUUGCGGAGAUCAAAAGGGGGAUACCGCAAAAUUUCGCACAAAGCCAUCCAAUCAUUAGAACCUGUAGUGAUCUCCUUGAGGAGAUCAAAAGGGGGAUACCGCAAAUUUUCGCGCAAAACAAUUUAAGCAUUAAAACCAGUAAUGAUCUCUUAGUAGAGAUCAAAAGGGGGAAUUGAAGGGGGGCUAGGCCGCGUGCUAACCUUUGUCACACUGAGAAUGGGGAACUAACUGGAACUGGAACAUAGGCAGGACAAAAAGGGGGGCUCCGGCCCUCCUCGAAGUGCAAGUAAAUUUAGAAAAGCAGAAGGUACAUUGACAGGGUCGCGGUGACAUUAAGCUUACGCUUGACAUGCGGGGACAUAACAAGGGAGGGGGUCGCUGACGCUGCUUAAUUGCAACAUAAUAAGAUAAGAUAAAAGGGAACGGGUGUGGGGACUAACACUAGCAGUUACAAAACAAUAGUUGCAUGUUACGCUAACUGGAGAGUCAACAACAAGAACGGCAAACGCCCUGUUUGGGUUAUAAAAACCAGACCCUGACAAAAGAUAUUGAGCUACUCUUGGUAUGUACUGUUUUGUGCAUCGAAGUGUGCUCCCUGAUUGCAAUCUGUGACGUCAUUAAAGAGAGCUGACUUGCAACCAA